Molecule: messenger RNA, 687 nt
Organism: Gracilinanus agilis (Agile Gracile Mouse Opossum)
Lineage: Eukaryota; Metazoa; Chordata; Mammalia; Didelphimorphia; Didelphidae
Product: high affinity immunoglobulin epsilon receptor subunit beta-like
Exons: 6
Coding region: 1-687 (228 amino acids)
Cellular component (GO): membrane
Source: RefSeq, a predicted model, not a curated record
AUGAUAUCAGAGGUACCAGAGUCUAUAAUAGUUUCACCUAAUGAUGAUGACAUCAAUCCAGGGAAAGCAGAGAUUGUCAAUUCUCCAUCCAGGAUAAAAGAUGAGCUGAGGACAUUCUUGAAGAACCUACUACAAUUGCUUGGUGCAUUUCAGAUCUUAAUCGGCCUGAUUAAUACCAGCUUAUGGAUAAGUUGGUCCUCAUGGUUGCCUAUAGGAACAUAUGGAAAAUGGAAUUUAGGAGUCCUUAUUUCAGGCUAUGGACUUUGGGGAGGAUUGAGUUUCACCAUCUCUGGCAUUUUCUCACUUGUUUCUGCAAAGAUUUCUUCCAAAGCUCUGGUAAAAUGCUGCCUGGUAAUGAACAUUCUAAGUUCCUUGGCUGCACUCUCUGGGAUAAUUAUAAUUUACAUCUACAUGAUUGGAAAUUAUGAUUGCCAGAAUUCUAACCAAAUACUCACAUGCUUUAAGGACAUAGUCAUAAUCAAAGGCUUUGUUUUAGGGAAGCUCACACUGGCUGCUAUGGAGUUCUCCAUCUCAAGCUUCAUUGUUGCCUUUUCUGCCUUUCAGAUCAAGGUUCCUGAAGACAAAUCCACCGAGCCAGAAAACCCUUAUGAAGACCUUCUCUUUCAACCUGAUCCUUAUGAAGAGAUAAAUUCCCAGCAAGAAGGCUAUGAGCAAUAUGACCCUUAA